AUGGUGAAGCUUAACAUUGAUGAGAGUGGUUUAGAUAACCCUGGCAAGAUUGGAGCAGUAGGCAUUUUAAGAGAUCACAAGGGAAACUUAAUUUAUGUCUUUGCUACUACCUUAGAAGUGGGUUCAAACAACCAAGCAGAGGUGCAGGCCACUUCUUUUGGCAUUAGUUGGUGCAUUCAACAUGGCUAUAUCAGGGUCAUUCUUGAGAUUGAUUUAGAACUGGUGGUUAUAUGGCUAAAGAAGGAAAGCAACUUACCUUGGAGAAUCAUUCAACACAUCUCAGAACUCCAAGAAUUGGUCAGGAUACUUGAUCAAUUCCAAUGCAAACAUGUGUACAGGGAGGCAAAUUUUCCAACAAAUACUCUCUCAAAAUACAUCCACAGAAUCGAUACCACUCACCACAUCUAUACUUACAAGAAUCUACCAUAA
Solanum dulcamara is the source of this 429-nucleotide messenger RNA. RefSeq lists its product as uncharacterized. The record is from RefSeq and is a predicted model, not a curated record. The transcript has a single exon. Gene Ontology annotation, molecular function: RNA-DNA hybrid ribonuclease activity; nucleic acid binding. NCBI's taxonomy places the organism in Eukaryota, Viridiplantae, Streptophyta, Magnoliopsida, Solanales, Solanaceae. Bases 1 to 429 code for a protein of 142 amino acids.